Molecule: messenger RNA, 663 nt
Organism: Huiozyma naganishii CBS 8797
Lineage: Eukaryota; Fungi; Ascomycota; Saccharomycetes; Saccharomycetales; Saccharomycetaceae
Gene: RHO3
Product: Rho family GTPase RHO3
Exons: 1
Coding region: 1-663 (220 amino acids)
Biological process (GO): small GTPase-mediated signal transduction
Molecular function (GO): GTPase activity; GTP binding
Source: RefSeq, a predicted model, not a curated record
AUGGGUCUGCUAUGCGGUUCGUCAUCGACAUCCAAGAAACCAGUUGAGAGGAAAAUAGUCAUCCUGGGGGACGGUGCUUGUGGUAAAACCUCGCUGCUGAACGUGUUCACGAGGGGUUACUUCCCAGAAGUGUACGAGCCAACAGUCUUUGAAAAUUACAUCCACGAUAUCUUCGUAGAUGGGAAACAUAUUACUUUGUCCCUUUGGGAUACAGCGGGGCAGGAGGAAUUUGACAGGUUGAGGUCACUUUCGUACUCAGACACGCACACCAUCAUGCUAUGUUUCAGUAUAGACUCGCAAGACUCGCUAGAGAACGUUAAGAACAAGUGGGUCGGUGAAAUCACAGACCACUGCGAUGACGUCAAAUUGGUCCUCGUCGCUCUGAAGUGCGACUUGAGAGACAGGGACAACGAGGGGAAGGCCAUCACCCCAAACAAUAUCCACCAGCAGAACGGCAGACCAAGCAAGAACAACCUGAUACCUUACGAGGACGGCCUGGCCAUGGCCAAGCAGAUCGGCGCACUCCGCUACCUCGAAUGCAGCGCCAAGUCCAACAAGGGUGUCAACGAGGCGUUCACAGAGGCUGCCAGAGUCGCACUCACAGCUGGUCCGCAAGUGAGUACCGAGGAGGACAAUCACGAUAGCAGCUGCACGGUCAUGUGA